Messenger RNA from Capronia coronata CBS 617.96, 816 nucleotides. Its product is annotated as 2,4-dihydroxyhept-2-ene-1,7-dioic acid aldolase. The record is from RefSeq and is a predicted model, not a curated record. Gene Ontology annotation, cellular component: cytoplasm. Lineage: Eukaryota; Fungi; Ascomycota; Eurotiomycetes; Chaetothyriales; Herpotrichiellaceae. The coding region runs from base 1 to 816 and encodes 271 amino acids. The transcript has a single exon. Gene Ontology annotation, molecular function: aldehyde-lyase activity.
AUGGCGAAACACACAGUCACCUAUCCCACACCUCACACAACCGAUGUGCAGAAUCCUCGACUGAGAAUACUCAACAAACUACGGAAUGGACAGUAUCCAGUCAUGACAUUUAUGGCACUGCCAUCUGUUCGAAUGGCCCAGAUUGUGGCUUUAACCGGAGUCGACGGCAUUAUAAUUGAUUGCGAGCAUGGCCAUAUUGGAGACGAUGCCAUGCACAACUCCGUCGCAGCCAUAUCUGCAUUGGGAGUGUCACCCAUCAUUCGCGUCCGCGGCCCAGCGCACGACAUCGUGAAACGUGCCCUCGAUACGGGUGCGCACGGCAUCAUGGUUCCUCAGAUAAAUACCGCUGAAGAGGCCCGGCAGGUGGUGGCCUCAUCCAAGUUCCCCCCACAAGGCGUGCGCGGUCAAGGCUCAGCUUUCCCUGCCAUCGCCCACGGUCUUAGCACGCCAGAAUACAUGAAAUCCGCCAACGAGACCAUCUUGACCAUGAUCCAGAUUGAGACACAGGAGGGUGUUGAGAAUGUCAAUGAGAUAGCUGCCGUACCCGGCGUCGAUCUCGUCUUCAUAGGACCCAACGACCUUGCACAAUCUCUCCUCGGAUAUGUACCUGCGAGAGGAGACGAGCAAGAGUUUGUCAACGGGAUUGACAAGAUCAUUGCGGCAGGCCGAAAGAACGGAAAAUGGGUCGGACGUAUGGUUAAUGAUGGUGCGCUGGCGAAGGAGGCCAGAAAGAGGUAUGACACAGUGGCUAUGACGGGUGACACGAAGGCCAUUCAGAAUUGGUAUAUAGCCGAACUCGGAAUUGCUCGAUCAUGA